GCAGAAAGGAGCGCAGGACCAGCGGAGCAAGGCCCAUUCGACCUCCGGCUUGGUGGGCAAGUCGAAGCUCGUGCUGGACGAGACGCAUAAGUGGAAAAAGCCCGAGGGUCCGGACGGCGCCGACCGCCCGCUGACGGAGAACAUCUGGGACGCCGGGGGCGGCGAGGAAAAGAAAAAGCCCGCCGUGUCUCUGUUGGGCGACGACGGGACGAAGAAGUCCCUGAAAAACCUGUGGAGUUCGAGCAAGAAGCCGGGCUACCUGAUGGCCAUGACGCGCCAGGCCACGCAGUUCACUGAGGAGGUGAAUAAACAGGCCAAGCGGAUGCUCGAUGUGGAUGUGGCGGCGCGGAACAAAGCCUGGCGGGUUGCGUCCCCGCGGUCCGACAACCCCUGCGACGAGUUCGUGACGCAGCCCGUGCGGUCCAGCUUCUGGUCGCAGUACCGCGUGCCCAACCAGGACGCGGACUGGCGCACGCUGGAACAGGCGAGAGCCCAGACGCCCGCCCCGUUUCCCAAAAAUUCCCGGCAUUGGGAAAGUUUUCCGAACUUCCAGGGGUCGCACUUCGCCUUGACGGACCCGCGAUUGCAGAAGAUGGACUUGAUCCUGCAGUACAACAAAGCGGUGCGGAAAAAAUCAGGGCCGGGGUACGAACCCGCGCCGCCCACACACUCGACCCUGGGUGAUGUGCGGUUACCGCCCCAGCAGAUCUCACCCAGGAAGCGCGCGGCCAUGAACGCCGCCGCCGCAGCAGCAGGGGGGAAGCAAGGCCAAGAUAACACAAACUCGAACUUGGAAACCAUGGAAGCCGUGGUGCAUUGUCACCACACCAAGCCCGGAUUGAAAGACUCACUAGACCCGGUUGACCGAGUGGUGGUCGCCGGAACCCUGGAUUUCCCGGUGAACACGCGACAGGGGAUGAAGGAGCAGCUCGCAGGCAAAAGUCUGACCGAGGGCGCUGCGAGUAAAGCCGCAGCCCAGCUGCUGAAAGCAGAACUGGAAAAGAAAAAGAGAGCGGAAGACGGCCUACUUGCAGAUCCUGAAGAUGCAAAUCUUCCAGAAGCGGAAGGCGAAAAUGAUGCGGAUGUUGAAAACGACGAUCCGAUCUUUCCAACGAAAGCUGCCGACAAUCCGCUGCCGUACCGACCUGACACCAGCUGCAGCACGGCGACGGGCGCCGGGGACGGAACAUCCGACCCGACCAGCUCGGAGGCGGGCAGCGAGUUCUUCCCCCACUUUAAGAAGUUGAAGACCUCGCGGGGCGUGCACGCGAUGCUGAAGCAGGGCAAGGCGAGAACCCGACCGAACGAGAAAGUGAAGUCCUGGGUUCUGGAGCAGGACUGUGGCGCGCUGAUGGCACCACCGGGCGAGAGCGCGGCCAACACGUAUUUGAACAAGCAAAAGCGGUUUUCGGACUACAAGGUGAAGAGACAAAUCGAGCGCGACAACGAAAUCAUGCUAGCCGCGGGGGAUGAAGACGAGGAGGUCAGUAUGACGGCUCCGAUCGACCAUCAGGGAGCGCCCCGAAGUUCGGUUGCCGACCUUGGCGGCCAACAGUCUUCAACGUCGUUUACAGGUACGUCAACUUUAUUGUCUUCCUCCACUUCGCAGGCAGGCUCUCCAACAACCGCAGGUCCAUCAAAAGUUCUUACGGCAGACACGGUGUCUUCUUUGCCACCGGGAUCUCCGAAAAGCUCUCGCGGUGGGCGGUUGAGCCGCAGUGCCAGUCCCGUUCCGGAAAUGAUCGUACCUGCAAACGAUCCUGUAGCACAAUUUGCGGCGGUAUCGCCGGCGGAGAAGCGGAAGCGCAUGAUACGUGCCCACAGCUCCCAGGAAAUACAAGUGAAUCCCGCGGCGCCACCAAAUGCAACGGGGUUCGACGCAACAGCUUUCGGUGCAGAUCAGACAGGUCUUUCCUCAGGGCAGCCUGCAGCUGCUAGUACUACUACCCACACCGGAGGUCGUACGGCUCCACCGGCAAUUGCAAUCCCGGGCAGCACGAGGGGAUUUCAAGAGGGGGCGUUGACUGCAAGCGUAGCCGCCACGCCAAAAAGUCCAGGCGAGCGCGAACCGAAAAGCGCAACAUCGAAAAGCGGAAAUAAAGUAGAAAAGGACUGUUCGCCCUCCGGUCGCUCCGCGUCGAAACACCACAAACACCACAGGCAUCAGCAUCACCACAGAUCAUCAAGAGAGAAGUCCUACUUGCCAACAAAGUCACGGAACCCCCCAAAGGCGCUGUUGCACGCGCUAGCGGGCGACGUGCUGGAGAGCGUCCACGGACGGCGCGUAGCGCUACUACCCUGCAACCCGGAAACUUGGCGUCCGCCAGACCCGGGCGAGGAACUCGUCAAGAAGGUCGGGACAGAGAUCAUCAGACGGCUUCCCGGGGGGUUUGUGCACCCGAACAACCGGAACAUGCAGCGGUUCCUGCACUCCCGCGGGCACCGCAGCGAGGCCGACAUUGACAAGAUGAUGACCAAGAUGCACAAAGACAUGGAAGACACGAACACCAUGCUCGGUCGGCAGCUGCAGUCCAACCAAGUCGGCGGGGCGGCGUCCGGAAUGCGCGCACCGUGGAAGACGAGCGGCAAGAAAGCGUCCUUUGCCCUACAAAAACGCAGAUCCGCCGUGGACCUACUGAUGGGCGCCUCCAACACAAGUUACGACGACGCCUUCCGCCGCUACCCCGUCACGCCAGAGGACGUCGCGUCGGCCAGCAGCAAGUACCAAACCGACGUGAAAAUUUCCGGCAUUCGGGACUACCGGAUCGACCGCAAAACCAGAAUCUCGCACUACCUCUCCGCGGACACCGAGACGCAGCAACAGAUCAGUCUGGCUGAAACGAAGCACGUGCUGCACUCGAGCGCGAACUUGCUGCCGUUAAUGACACGUGUGGUCGAACAGCAGGAGGCGGCACCGGCGGAGGGCAACUUGGAGGCCAUGACGAAGAAGGAAAUCGUCCGCACCCGGCCAACGACAACCGCCGCGAGCACGCGAACUCCCGGGUCAGCGCAGAGCUCUUCGCAGCCGCGCCCGCUCACGACCGGAACGACCGGGCCGGCGGUGACGACCCCCGGAACGUCUAAUGGUUUGUUCCCGACGAUUACUAGACAAGCCGAGACGCCGCAGACCGCGGCAAGCGGCGGCUCGGCGAUGGCGUUGCGUCCGGGGACCUCGGCAGCGCACUUUGGCGCGGCCCCGCCGGCGAGUGCGACGAGCAAGGUGAGGCCGUCGACCAUGGGAGCGCGGGUUUCCUCACAGAUGAUGAGCGGCAGCGGCGACGGACUCGGAGGUCAUCAACAUCUUCAAGGCGGACAACUCGCGGACCAGCACCCCAUCGGGCCAAGCGACGACUACGACACGAAACGCGGUAAGUUGCAGUCGCGCGGCUUCGAGAGUCUGUUCGCCAAGGAUGACGUACUGUCUGGCACGACCGAUCUGACGCAGAUCAAGGAGCUUGGUGGCAUCGAUGUGCAGGCGAUCGGGAGGAAGGGCGGCAUGGUGCUGCACGUUGCCGCGGACCCGAUCGCGAACAAAACGGCGAGCAUCAACGAGGUGAUGGUACACUUGAAGGAGCGCGGAAGUGCGAAAGCACUGCUGGUACCCGCAGAGCGGGCGAUUCCGCAGCGGAACUGGGCCAACGACGCAACGCGGAACAAGGAGAGAAUGCACAUGAAUUUGCAAUUACACCACGACGUCGCGAAAGUGGACCCGGCGCGGAGCAAGAUUCCAGUGCUGGACGCAGUUACCCGGCGGAAGGAAACGGAAAAGAUGGACCGUGCGCGCGGCGCGUACGCGCAGUUUUGCGAAAUUUCACAGCUGCUACCGCGGUUGAAGUGUUGCUUCAAGGACAUGCUGGGAAAUGUCGUCGACUGCCACGACGAGGGUUUGAACGACGAAGACCUGCUCGGGUUGUCGGUACUUUUGACGAAGAGCAGCGUGCAGCUCCUCGACCUGAGUGGGAAUGUGCUGCUCACGGACAAGUCCGUCAUCUAUUUGCUCCAGAAACUGGGCGAAGACGGGUGUCUGGCGCAGCGGACGCUCCGCAUUUUGCGCAUGCAGCGGUGCCGCGGGAUCUCUGACUUCGGGCUGAACGUGCUGACAAACACGCUCAGCUUCCUGGAUUACUUGCAGGAGAUCGAUUUGUCCUCCACACUUUUCGCACCGGACACGCUGAUGCGGCUGUGCGACAUGCUGGGCGGCAAGGACUUGAAGCAGAUCGCCUUAUCCGACAUGAACAUGCCGGUCGCGAUGGCCGAACAGAUGCUGCUUGCGGUGCUGGGGAAGAACCAAGAUCUGCAGAACCUCGACAUUUCCUGGAACCCCUUCAACUUUCAAGUCUGGCAGACGCUCCGCGAGUGCGUCGCGAGCCACGGCUCAUUGAGGUGCCUGGAUGUGUCCGCCUGCGCGGUCGGCGCGGUAGAUCCCGACGAUAACGAAAUCAACAUUUUCCUCGAGGGCCUCGGCGACUUCCACCGUUUGAAAUACCUCGUCGCCCGGCAAAACAUGCUGAACUCGCAGAGCGCGCUGAUCAUGGAGGCCGCGCUGUACGGGACCAACACCAUGGUGAAUCUGUUCCUCGGGCAAAACCCCCUCGGCAUCCACGGCUGUCGCGCGAUGCUUCGGUACCUGGCCACGUCAACUUGCUGUGAUUACAUCGAAAUGUCCUCCAUGAUGGACGCAGGGGGGUACGAUGCCGUGAAACCGCGUGACAUCCGCGACCGCGAGGCCGCGGUGGCGAGGAUGCGCGAAGAGGAACCACCACAACAUCCCUUAGCACUCCCUAUUCGGCGGUUUGUGAAUCCCAGCACGUCGGUCGCGACGCACGGGGUGCACUACCGGCUGUACACCUUUUUGCAGUCCUCCGCCCAAAGGCAGUACCAGUUGAACUUAUCCCUGCCGGGCCAGCGCGCGAUUCUUUCCCUGUUGCUCCGGAUCCGGGAGCGCCUGCCAAAAAGCAGCUUCGAGGGUUUGUCCGAGGCCUGGCAGUCGGAAAAUUUGACGUUCGACGAGAAGCGCAAGAAAUGGAUCGUGAACGCGGAGUAUGCGAGUGUAGAGAAGGCGACGAUCCGCUUCAGUUUUCGACUGGGGCUGGAGUACGACAAGAUUAUGGCCGCGGCGAAGGACAAGAAGGUUGCGCAAGACGUUGGCGUCGUGGGUGCGGCGGAUCUUGCCGCCGCCGGGGGAACGAACGCCAAGGACAAGCAGCUCGUAAAGACCCGCGAUGAGGACCCGGCGGUCUCGAUCUUGAAUUCGUUUCAGGAAUCUGCGAGGGUACUGUUCACACGGGAGGCGGAGUUGAAGGUGGUUCGCUUGUUCAAAGAGGUGUUGGCUAACAUGCCGGAUUUGGGCGUCAUCAUCCAGGCACUGUCCAUGGAUUUUUUCUAUUCGUACCUCAUGGUUGCGGCGAUGAUCUCGUUCGCGCCGCACUUGCGACACAAGAUCCUCUACCACUGCUUCGGUUCCCUUUCCGGCGGAAGACGGAUGCAGAAAGUGUUAUUCUUGAUGCAGGCUCCCAGUCCCGGUGAUUUGUUGAAGAUCGCCUUCUACGCGAAGCGGGCGCUCGGGUUUUGCCCGGAGAACCCGAGCGGCCGGUACUCGCUCGAGCUGAGCGACUUGGCGGAUUACGUGGUAGCGCAGCAACUGCUGAUCCUGGACCAGUGGGAGCAGACGAUUCGACCACGGGUGGGG
This is a messenger RNA of Amoebophrya sp. A120, 5689 nucleotides long. The record is from the annotation of a GenBank genome assembly. NCBI's taxonomy places the organism in Eukaryota, Dinophyceae, Syndiniales, Amoebophryaceae.